GUCAGUUCAAAGUGAUCAUCCGUGAGCGGUGGACGUCAGUCCGGUCUACGCGUUAACCUUUUUCUUUCCCUUUCAGGAAAUCAUGGAUCAGAGGAGGUACAAACAACGAGGUUUACAGUUCAAUUCCACUUCAGACUCUCGAGCCUUGAGAGCCGUCAAGUACCAAGAAGGGUGGAAAGCCCAGCGCAACAAUGCCAUCACCAAUCGACGCCAGUUGGAAAAUUUUAAUGAUUCGGUUGACAGCAUCCGUCCAAAUAAUAAUCAGAGCAUCAUAAAACAAGACAAUCUUGAGGAAAAGGUCAAAAAGACUAAGAAGGAACUUGGGAUUGAGCGCUACAAGCAACUUUUGAAAUGGAAGGAAAAUAAGAAAAAGACACUUGACAAGGAGAAGAGAAGGCGUCUUCCUUCAUUCAAGACCGGAAUAUAUCACCCAGAAACCCCCAAAUUCUUGGUUUCUUCAGAUGGUAACGUGGAAACAUCUGUGAGUGAGACUCCCAGCAAGAAAACUCCCUUCAAAUUCCUUGUGAGUUCAACCAAAAAAUCCAGCAUUACACCAAGUACUUCUGGGACUAUAGUUCGGCGGAAAAUACCAGUGUUUCACACUGGAGUUACUCCAGGCACAUCAGUGCAGAAGAUACCAAAGCGCUCCACUGGGGUCACGCCCUCCACAUCAGUACCACGUUUUCGCACUGGUGUCACUCCCAAUGAUAUGCUCAAGAUGGGGGGAAUCCUAAGACAUGAUUCGUUCUGCAAAAACAAGUCUCUCACUCUGCAGAAGGAUCAAGAAUGUAAAGUUGCAUCGACCCGAGCAGGAUUAAGGACAGCUAGACCUGAAUAUAGCAAGCAGGAUAAGAUGCCACUUAGCAGUCGGUACCGUUCAACCAGAUUAAAGAAAGCAAAUGACCAAGAAGAACUGGGGGUAAAGCCUCUUCCAGCUACACCAAAACCUAAUCAAGCUUUAAUUACAAAAAGAUGCAAGAGGAAUGAUUCACUGUUACCGUCAUUUGCUCCAAGUGAUUUUACUUUUAAGUUUGAGGCGUCAAACAAACGAAGUUUUGGUAAUGGAAGUUCAGAUGGGGGUGCUUUUGAAGAAGAGGAUAAGUUCUGUGAUGGCCAGUCAGAAGCCCAUCUAAGAAAUGAAGCAGCAGAAAAAAUUGGUAUUGAAAGGGACAAAUCAGCGGAGAUGGAUAGUGCACACAUGGCUGAUGAUGCAGCAGGCUUGAGACAAGAGGAUGCAGGUGUGGCACCUGAAGCUCACGAACAAGAGAAGGACAGUGGAGUGGAAGAGGAUCAGGAAGAGGUGGAUCAAUGUGAAGGACAAAUAUCUGAAGCUGAGGAGCAGGCUGAGGAAGGGGAAGCUGAGGAGCAGGCUGAGGAAGGGGAAGCUGAGGAGCAGGCCGAGGAAGGGGACGCUGAGGAGCAAGCCGAGGAAGGGGACGCUGAGGAGCAGGCCGAGGAAGGGGACGCUGAGGAGCAGGCCGAGGAAGGUGAAGCUGAGGAGCAGGCCGAGGAAGGGGAAGCUGAGGAGCAGGCCGAGGAAGGGGAAGCUGAGGAGCAGGCCGAGGAAGGGGAAGCUGAGGAGCAGGCCGAGGAAGGGGAAGCUGAGGAGCAGGCCGAGGAAGGGGACGCUGAGGAGCAGGCCGAGGAAGGGGAAGCUGAGGAGCAGGCCGAGGAAGGGGAAGCUGAGGAGCAGGCCAAGGAAGGGGAAGCUGAGGAGCAGGUCGAGGAAGGUGAAGCUGGGGAGCCUGCUGAGGAGAGCAAAGCAUUUACUGAAGUGGAGAUGAUGAAAGUGGAAGAGCUUGAAAGUGAGGAGAGUGUAGAGGAAAUUAAAGCAGAUGAGCAAUUGUUGGAUGAAAAAAUUGAAAGUGAUGUCAGUGAUGGGGUACAGGUUACCGCAGGAAAUUCAGAUCAAAUUCCUUACGUCAUGAAGGGCGAAAUUAACACAAUGGAUGUCGGUGAAAAAAUGGCACUUGAUGAUGAACCCGAUGGUGCUGCAAGGGAGUGUAAGGCUACACCAUUUACCAAUGACAAGGUUGGCAAAGCAAGUAAACGCAGUAGUGUGGCUACCCCAAGGAAUCGUUAUACAAGGAAGUCGGUUGCAUGCUGUGGGGAUGGGAUUUUAACACCAAGCCUUUCUAGACUGCGUCCCCGUACUCCAUGUAGCCGUAAUACAAGACGCUCGCUUUCUGCUCAUUGUGAUCCACAACCCGAGUUCACUCCUAGUCGACGGACACCUGGUCGAAAAAGUUAUCGACACUCCAUGAAUAGCGCUAAAAUUAUACCAGAGUUGUCCUCUGAUGUUGAGAGCACGGUUUUGAAGAACAUUGUUAAAGAACAUGAGCCAGUAAUAGAAAAUGAACAAAUGCAUGAGGCUGCUGCAGUGGAGAGUCGCAAACAAUUUAAGAUGCCAGAUGGAGAAAGUAUAUCCAGUGAAAAAAAGGUGCAGAUUACUCCAAAGGCUGAUAAAGUGUCAAGUUCAUCACUACUAAUAACGCCCAAGAGUCUUGAACGUCAAUCAAAAGUAUCGUGGAAGAUUGAGACAUCUCCAUGGAUUGAUGUCUCUCGACGUACAAAAAAAAGACGAAGCUGUUCCACACCAGAUUUCCAAAAGUUUCCAGAAGUCCCUACAGAUGGAUCACCUCUUCCUGUGCAUUUGAUCCCUGAGGCUCCGACAUAUAAAAUAUGUGAAUCGGCGAUGGUAUCUAGUGACAAAAAGUCAGAUUCUGCCGUUAGUGACGACCAGCCCUGUGUUGAGCUUUUAGCACUGCUAAAACCUUCUUUGCUUGCAACUGCUGUUGACUCUCCAGCUAUUAAUGUGUGGGGUGAGGCUACUCCAGUAACUAAAAAUUCAGACGUUUUGGUAACAUCUGAAGUGAAUAUGGAACACCAUUCUCAAACUACUCCUGGAUCAUCUUGUGCAACGAUGCAUAGCUUGACCCCUGCUAUUGAUCAGUCGACCGAUCAAACACCCUUAUCAUCUAUUAUGUCCAUCCCGGUGGAAGUUGCUAGCUCUACUGAUUCUCCAAAAUCUAGGAAAAGUGGUGCAGAAAAGGUUCCUGAUCAAAGUUUGCCAUCAAAUUCCUCUACCGUUGGAAAGGUCUUAACAGGGAAGAGGAAGUCUCGGAGAUCAGUUAUGUUUGCUGUAGACCAGGAAAAUGAAGUGCCUAGCUUCAGAUUUCCAGGUACUCCGAUUCGAUCUUCAUCUCGAGCAUCAAUGGGUCUCUUUGGUAAUGUUGACAUGAGUACAGAUGACAUUAUUCCUUCACGACAUGAAGAUCAGUGUCUCGUGGAGUCUCCUAAGAGUGAGAAGAAAACGACUGCAACCCGAAGGAAAUCAUCACGCGUGAGUUUGCUACCAGGCAUGACAAGAAGCCCUCUAGUAGAGCAGACAUUGCCUGUCAAUUGUGACUUGAUCAGCUGGGACACUCCAGUUGAAACCAAGGAAAGAAUAUCCAGAAGAUCAAUAGCGUCCAAGUUUGCAACACCCAGUCGGAGAUCAAAAAGACUGAGUAGGGCCCAAGUGUUGUAAGUAUGCUUCAGUACCAAGUAUGACACUGCCGUUUGUGCCCUCUGUACGUGACAAGCUUAUCAGGGAAUUCCAAAACUUGUGUGACUGCCGUGGUUUUACAAAUGUUCUUUUAAUGCCUAUUGAGUAAAUUGGCACCAUAAUAGUGAUUUUUUUUUUCUUAAAAGAUGCCUUUGUAUAUUGUAAUUAAGUGCCUUUUUUAGUGUUACUGAAGCUUUGGGGGGAAAUAUUUUCUGAGAAAUUGGGGCUGAACCACAUAAACAAUGGGGACUGUAGUUGAGCUGCACCAAUAUGAAUGUCAUCCCUUCAGGUCAAUUUUUAAGAUUGUUUCAGCAGUUUUUGAACAGUGUUCAAUGAGGGUUUUUUGUGUGUUGUAAGACUAAGGAACCACUUUGUUCAGAUUCAUUUAUUUGAAAUUGAGUAUGUAAUUGAAUGUAGAGAAAAUAUUUGGGGAAACUUGGGUUUCUCUGGAUGCUAAAAUAAUUGAAAACUUGUAAUCUUUUAUAACUACUUUCCAUUCUGAUGUCUAAUUUUUUUUUUUUUUUUUAUAUCUGUACAAAAGAAAAUUAUUAUUUUUUAAGUUUAAAUUUUUAUUGAUUGUGUAACAUUCAUUUAAUAGUUUUAAGUCUAUAAUUAUCUCAUUAUAUAGGGCAAAGAUACGAAACAUGUUCAGUUGGUCUGAUUUUUUUUCUAUCAUUUCCUAAAUCACUUUGCUUGUAAAUAUGGUAAUACACACCUCGUGAGGAUUAAAAAUGUUAUUACCCAGGAAAUAUAUUAUCUUUCCUUUCAGUCAUUUUCAUUACUCUUGUUUUCUCUUAUACAGUUUCAAGUUGCCAGUAAUAUUAACUAUUGCUUUAGUAUUAUUAAUAUUAUUUUAUCAUUUAGAAUUGUGUAUGUGUGUGUGUGUAAUAUGCAUGCAUGCAUAUAUUGCAAGAAUUAGCACAAAAACUUGAUUCGGAUACAGUAUACAUAAGUAUCCACAUAGGAACAAUGAAAUGAAGAUAAUCUUGAGUUCUGUUGUGAUCUGUAUUCCUUGAAAAUGUGUUGAAUCAUGAAAACACUCAGAUUAUUUCCAUUUCAUUUUUCUUACAUGGUUACGUAUGCAUACAUGGACAUACAUAUGAUACACAUACUCGUACAUGUCGACCCAUUCUUCUGUUUAGAUAGUAGUUUUUGUAACUAUGUACACAAUUGUUUAAAGAUUGCCGUUCUAAGCAAUUAGAUAGUAGAGCUUUGUACUAUUCACUUUAUAUAGUCUGAAAAAGUUAAGUGAAAAAACAAACUUAAAUAUUCCUAGGCCUAGUAUAGUGUGCACACGUACUAUUUUAGGCCUCAGAUAUCGCGUAUAAGGCCUAGGAAGAUUAGGUUAGUUUAGUUUUUUCUUUGCAACAGUUGAAAAUAGUUUUCCGGUUUGUCCAUCUCAAUAGUGCCAAUUUCUACAUUCUAAUUUCGUUGUACGUCGGUAUAUGUAUAGGUAUAUGUCGGUACGUCCUCAUCGUUACUAUAAGUACUACCAAAACAGGAGGAUGGGCUGUAUAUGUACACACUUGUAUGUACAUAUGUAUGUAUAAUCAAUUAUUUCACAUUAAAACUCCAAUUUUAUAAUAUAGAAAGUUAGUUUAAAGAUACCUUACACAUUAUUGAGUUGGGAUUAUAAGAGAGUAAAACAUCUUUACAUGAAUUGUAGAACCUCUAUCAACAGAAAUAUACCAAGUGUAGGGCUACAUUUCUAUUAAUAAAAUAAAUGUAAAUUAGAAUUCAAGAUAAAAACUAAAAAUGUAUUGGAAAAUAUGCUAAAAUUGUUAGAAAAAAAGAAUGUACAGUAAUAAGAAGUUUCAAAUGAAUUGUUUCCAAAUAUUCAACAAUUUUAUAUUGUUCCCAAAUAGCUAAUAAAAUAAAAGGGGAACAUAGUUAAAGUGGAAAGCUAAUCAGAAUUGUUAGCCUGUUGAUAAAUUUAUUUAAAUGGAAAUGAUAACAUGCAAAUCAACAUCUAUUCACCCACCAGUAACUAAGAAGCUGGAUGUAAAACAAUAGGCAGGUAGUGUUCUAGGUAUAAAACAUGGAACAGAAUAACCUAACUCCAUUGUGUAUAAGAUAUCUUAAACAUUACAUAUUAUUUUUUAUCGAGAUAGUAAACUAUGAUUAUCCAACUUUAUUAUAGGUAACUUCAAGUUUUAAUAACUCCUGAUGAUGUAAGUUAACAUGGAAAUGCUGAAUAAAUUUUAUUUAGAGUUAUCGUUGAUUUCAAUAUAUGUAUG
Messenger RNA from Procambarus clarkii (red swamp crayfish), 5784 nucleotides. Its product is annotated as inner centromere protein. NCBI's taxonomy places the organism in Eukaryota, Metazoa, Arthropoda, Malacostraca, Decapoda, Cambaridae. The record is from RefSeq and is a predicted model, not a curated record.